AUGACCACCCAUCCCCAUCCACCCAGCCCUAUACAACCCUCACCCGAAUCUCCACCAUCCUCAUCCCUCCUAUCAACCAUCUCCGCCCCAAUCACCUCCUUCUUCAAAACCACCAUAUCACCAACUCCUUCCCCAACGCCAAAUCCCGCUACCAACUCGUCCUCAAAUUCGAAACCCUCCAAUCCAAAAAACAAUCCUCCCCUCUCACCUCUCAGCCCGGAAAAGACAUCAAAGUCGACCCGUGAAAAUCAUCCCCCACACCAUCUUGUCGACACACAUCCGCACGCACACACAAAUAUAGAAGCAUACUACACACCUAGCGAAACGCCCACAUUCAAACGUCUCCAGAAGACUCGUCUGAGCGGGACUCGUACGAAACAACUUCUCCGUGCGGCGUCGCGCGCGUAUAACGAUCCGCCGCCGCCGCCGGAAUUGGGGAUGUGUUGUGGGAGUUCGUGUGAUCCAUGUGUGAAUGAGUUGUGGAAGGAGGAGAGGGAUGUUUGGAGGGAGAGAUGGGGGGAUCGGAGGGUGGAGGGUGGAGGGGUGGGAGAUGGGAAGAGUGCAUUGAGUUGGUGA
Molecule: messenger RNA, 576 nt
Organism: Penicillium oxalicum
Lineage: Eukaryota; Fungi; Ascomycota; Eurotiomycetes; Eurotiales; Aspergillaceae
Exons: 1
Coding region: 1-576 (191 amino acids)
Source: RefSeq, a predicted model, not a curated record